UUUGAACCUUAUUACAACGCCAGUAGAUAUUUUUUACAUUAAAUAUUUCAUUGAAUAAAAAAAUAUUUUGUCUGUGUCCCCAACAAAGAACAAAAUCGUAACUACCUUGCGUUGCUAUAUAAAAAUAAACCUUAAAGAUGGUGUGUUACAUUUUAUUUCACUGCAUUUGGUUCGACUUAUUGUAACUAUUAGAAUGAAUGAUAGCAACUGCGCGGGGGGAGACCGCUAGUCGGAUCAGUCGCGACGCAGUCGUUGAGAGAGGUGCGUGCGUUUAUUGCGUGGCCGCUGAGUUACCGCUGUCGAAAGAAAGAAGCUUCUGCACUAAAUGGCGUUAACGAACGCAGAAAAGCAACGUCGUUAUAGGCUUAAAUUGAAGUUGGACCCUAUAAAAAAUGCUGAAGCCAAAAAAAAACAUCUUGAAAGGUACCACGCAAAUAAAAAACUUGUAAAAGAUAUGACAGAGCGUGAACACAGAAAUAUCAAGCGUAAAUGGAAGACUGCGAACAAGAAACGACAAGAACGUCAAAAGUGUGCUCAACAAAUUAUGAACAUUACACCACCGUCCAGCCCACGGCCAGGAACUCCAGUUUCACCGAGAUCUAGAGGCCGAAGACAAUUACGAAGAGAUCGCUCUGCAGUUUACAGAAAAAAUCUGAAAAUUCAGGAAGAACUCGAAAAGAUGAAACGGCUGUGCGAUAAAUACAAAAAGAGAUUCCAACGAGCUAAAUCCGCAAUCAAUGACAAGAAAAAAGUAAAUAAGCUUAACCAAAACAAGUAUUCAACGUUAUCUAAUGCAAUCAAAGACCAUUACAAAAGUUUGAAGUCAUUGAGAGAGAAGAAAGCCUUAAAACGAAUUUUCCAAGGAGAAGGCAUAGCCAAGUCUAAAAUGAAGAUUAGUAUUAUACGCGAGACUUUGGGCAUUGAUCAGAUGAAAGCGAUGAAACAACAGAAUAACCGUUCAGGGAAAAAGCUUCUGGUUGAUAAAAUUAAAAGCUUUUUUGACCGUCAUGAUGUUUCUAGAGCUACAGCGGGUAAACGGGAGACUGUCACCUUUAAAAAAAUAAAAAUGCAGAAGCGCUAUUUACUGGACACGAUGAAAGGCCUAUUUCGUUCUUUCAAAAAAGAAAACCCAGAACUGAGAUGUUCUUAUUCGUAUUUCAUAAAAAAUAGGCCUUUUUACGUAAAACCGCCUUCAGUUGCUGGAAGAGAGACUUGCCUAUGCAAGACACAUUAAA
Messenger RNA from Helicoverpa armigera (cotton bollworm), 1235 nucleotides. RefSeq lists its product as uncharacterized. Lineage: Eukaryota; Metazoa; Arthropoda; Insecta; Lepidoptera; Noctuidae. The record is from RefSeq and is a predicted model, not a curated record. The transcript is spliced from 2 exons. The coding region runs from base 326 to 1234 and encodes 302 amino acids.